GUCAGCAUUAUCUUGUGACUGGCUGUUUAGUCUCUCACGAAGGACAUUAGCUUGUUUAAUUGUUUUAUCAUUUUAAAUAGCCUGAAAUGUGGCCAACUUUCAAAAGGGACAAAAGGGACUAGAAGACCUUUUCAAGCUUUGAGGCAGCUUUCCCCUUUAAACCAUUAUAUAUUUGUGGAAGCCAGAUGCAUCUCUCAGUGCCAUGUCUCAGAAAACGUUUGCUUUUACAUCAGCCACACUACGUUCUCUGCGGAUGGAACAAGAGUUGCAGGACUGGGAGGAAGCACGUAGGGCACUGGAGCACAGGAGGGUAAUGAGUAGGCGACCACUGCCAGCGGCACCGCGGCUCAGACAUGGGACAGAGAGGAUCCAGACAGUACGAGCUCCUCCACCUCAGAUCCACUGCAGAGACCCGGCUGUCCACAACACUUUCAUGUAUGGAGACAUGAGAAGUCUGUAUGCUGUACUCAAAGAAUCUGGUAUGGUGAAUGCAAUAAUGGAGAUUGUCCAUGAGGAGAUGGUGUGGACUCCAGAAAUGGGCAUGUGGACUCUGUCCUCCAAAGUGAAGCAAACGUCGGGCCUGCGCCUGGCUGCCGGCAGAGGGCACUAUGGAUGCGUGGAGGAACUGCUAUUCCGGGAAGCUGAGGUGGACGCUGACCCUGGUGGUCGAACGGCCCUCCAUGACGCCUGUUCCGGGGGUCAUCACUCCUGUGUAAAGCUGCUGCUGGAGCAUGGAGCAGACCCCGAUCUGCUGACAGCUGACGGCAAUGCACCUCUUCACCUGUGCAUCACUGCUGAGUCCUAUGCCUGUACAGAGCUGCUGGUCAGCAUGGGUGCCAAUGUGAAUGUGGCCCAGCGUGACUCUUGUCUCACUCCACUGCAUUUGGCAUGUCGGAGGGGUCUGGUGGAACAUGUAGAACUGCUGCUGGCCCACAGAGCUGAUGUAACUGUGCAGAACCGUGAGGGGGAGACGCCACUGAAUGCUGCAUGCGCCGGAGCUGAGAGGCCAACUGAGACCGUGCGAUACCUGGCUGUGGUGCAGAAGCUUUUACAAGCUGGAGCACAGGCCCAUACAGCAGGCAGGAAACAGCACACUGCCCUACACAACGCCUGUAGUAACUGUGCUUUUCAAAUUGCUGAUGUGCUUUUGCAGCAUGGAGCUCGGGCUGAUGCAGCCAACUGUGCAGGCUAUACACCCAUGGACUGCCUGCUGCAGGUGGUAGAAGAUUAUCCCGACCAGCACCCUGAACUAAUCACUCGUUCACUUCUCAACCGCGGAGCAAAACCUCCUUCUACCAAAAUGCUGAAGUUGUGCCUCCUGUCCCCUGCCACUCUGGAAGUGAUGCUAAACUGCUACCCAGUGGUGUCAGAUUGUGAGGAUUUGAUACAGGAAGUCCCAGAUGAACUACUGAAGGAGCAUAUGCGGUUCUUCGACUCAGUUUGCCGGGUGAAUGGGCAGCCCCGCACACUUCAGCACCUUUGUCGAUGUUCCUUGAGACUCAGUCUGGGUGCACGAUGCCACUCUGCAAUCGAUAAGUUAAACAUCCCAUGUGCACUUAAAGAGUACCUGCUGCUGCCGAUUAAAGGCGAGAUCCAAUGAUACUACCUGGACAGGAAAAUACAAUCACUAAUAUGAACUUGCAUUUAAAUAAUAAAUGUUACAGAACCAUAUAGCCAUUAACCUCUUUGUGCUGAAGUCUUUAAUUGUCUUGACCUAAUCAGAGUCAGACAAAUGACCACAAGCAGUUUAAAUGGGACACAUUACAGUGUCAUUCAUAUUAUUGUCAUUUUUGCAUUUUUUUUAUUUGCCAGUAAUAUGAAUGUUUCAUUAAGUCUGUGAUUGACAGAUUCAGUGCAUUUAUGUAAAUCGACAGUUUCUAAAGCUGGAAAUUCUAAUAAAAAUAUCCU
Silurus meridionalis is the source of this 1908-nucleotide messenger RNA. RefSeq names its product ankyrin repeat and SOCS box containing 16 (gene asb16). Lineage: Eukaryota; Metazoa; Chordata; Actinopteri; Siluriformes; Siluridae. Gene Ontology annotation, cellular component: cytoplasm; nucleus. Gene Ontology annotation, molecular function: protein binding. Gene Ontology annotation, biological process: intracellular signal transduction. The record is from RefSeq and is a predicted model, not a curated record. The coding region runs from base 203 to 1600 and encodes 465 amino acids. The transcript is spliced from 7 exons.